UCGAGGAGCUGAGAGAGACUUUUGACUACCAGAGCAAAAAACUGACUAGACUGGUGUACUCCUCUGUGCACGGACACUCAACUCUGGAUAAACUUUUACUCUGAAGGAUCUUAUUUAGGCACAGAGAUUCCAAAAUGUUGCUUUGUCUAACAUUGCAGUGGAUUAUUUCAUCUCUGGUUGUUCUUUGCAGUGCAGCUGUGUUGGCGGAGAGCGAGUGCCCAGCAGAGUGCACCUGCCCCCCCUCUCCCCCGGCCUGUGCGCGGGGGAUCAGUUGGGUGCUGGACCACUGCGGCUGCUGUAAAGUCUGUGCCAAACAGUUCAACGAAGACUGUAGCCCCACAGAGCCCUGCGACCACAUCAAGGGGCUGCGCUGCCACCUGGGGGCUGGAGGAGACCCACGCAGAGGCCUGUGCAGAGCUGAGGCCCUGGGUCUGCCCUGUGAGUUCAAUGGGCGCAUGUACCAGCAUGGGGAGCACUUCCAGCCCAGCUGCCAGCACCAGUGCACCUGUAUGAACCGCGUGGUGGGCUGCAUGCCCCUGUGCCCACACCAAGUGCCCCUGCCCGACUGGCGCUGUUCUCGGCCACAGCUGCGCCAGCCUGAGGGCAGCUGCUGCGAGGAGUGGGUCUGCGAAGACAACAACCACAUCAGUGAGGAGCCAGACGGACCAGGGCUAACCACUCUGCCAGACAUGCAGCCCCUGCCCAACCACAUCAGUCCACUGGGGCCAGACCAGCCCCCUCUGAGGCUGCCCGGAGGGAACACUUACAAAGAGAUGUCGUCCCUGCCGAGGUCAGAGGUGCUGCUUGAACCCAGCUGUUUCCUGCACUUGUCCCCCUGGAGUGAGUGCUCUGUGACCUGUGGGAUGGGCCUCUCCUCCAGGGUCACCAACCAUAACCCCCAAUGCCAGCCAAUCAGAGAGACCCGGCUCUGCCAGAUCAGGCCCUGUGAACAGCUCCCCGCAACGCUCAAGAAAGGAAAGAGGUGCCAGCGAAUGAGCCGACCCCAGGACCCUGUCAGUGUGACAUUUGCAGGCUGCUCCACAGCCCAGCGCUACAGGCCCCGCUCCUGUGGGGCGUGUGCAGACGGACGCUGCUGUUCCCCCUCCAUAACCCGCACCGUGCGCAUGCGCUUCCACUGCCCCGACGGCGAGGACCUCCUCCAGAACGUCAUGUGGAUCCAACGCUGCAAGUGCUCUCUCAACUGCCAUGUCAACCCCAUCCUGAGCAUAUACAACGACAUCCACAACUUCACACACUGAGAAACUGAUUAUAAUAGAUUGUGUUCACGACAUUCUAGAAAGUUCUAUCAUCAUUUCAGACGGAGGGCAGGGGGCUAUUACUCUACGUACAGGAAAUCCAGGACACGCUCCUCCUGGUUAAAUAAAGGUUCACUACACAGAAACUACUAAACUACAAAAAAUGGUUUUAAUUGUUUAUUAGAGAUAUGGUUCAUAAACUUGCUGUAGUAUAUUAAUCUUGUGGCUUUAAAUUGUUUCAACUGACAUUUGUGCCUGUGUGUUUGAAUAUUGUUUAUCCAUUUGCAUCUGUAAAUCAUCAUUGGUUUAACAUUAGGCUAACUGAAAAUUCCAUGAUGUUUGAUGGCCCAAUCCUAAGAUCAACAGCUAAUUCUACCGGAGAGUUCUGCCCUGCCCUCCAGCUCAACUAUGGACACUUCAGAAUGUUGUCACGUGACAACAAUGUGAACCCAACCUAUUGUCUGAAAAACUUGCCAACUUAAACCAAUUACAUUACAUUUUUGGAGAGGGAGGUGGGGGUUUCUGUUCCUCCUUCCAAAAACAACCAUGAAAAUAUGUUCGCUUGCACUUUAAGUUUCCUGCCACGAAAUCGGUGUGCCUCAACUAGACGUACCCAGCUUCUAGAACGGGCUUUACUGAGGACUAAAAUGGCACAAAAUGACUGAAACUACUAUUAUUUAUUUAAAACUUCCCUCUGAGUUGAUAGGGGGCGACGUAGAGUGACAUAAGGACAAAGAUAUGGACGAAAAGGACUUAUCAAACGUACAUAUGCAUCAGUGGUUUUCACAAAUCACUGUUAGAAUACACCUUUCUGACAAGUGUACCAAUUGUACAUCAUGCAACUGCCAAUGCCAACAAUAGUGAAAUCUUUAGUUUUAUAGACUUCACUCUUGAAUGUGGAGUGAAUAUAUUUAGGAUCACCUCAUUUUUCGGGGUGUGAUUUUGUGUGUUUUUAGUGUAAAUAGUGCCUUAUUUGAACAGUGAAUGUAUUCUUUCUAUGUAUUUAUGUUAUUUUUUAAGUUGUUGUGCAUGUAAUAAAACAGU
Messenger RNA from Boleophthalmus pectinirostris (great blue-spotted mudskipper), 2300 nucleotides. It is a transcript of the gene ccn1l2, whose product is annotated as cellular communication network factor 1, like 2. Gene Ontology annotation, molecular function: protein binding. Gene Ontology annotation, cellular component: extracellular region. Gene Ontology annotation, biological process: signal transduction. The transcript has 5 exons. The coding region runs from base 135 to 1259 and encodes 374 amino acids. NCBI's taxonomy places the organism in Eukaryota, Metazoa, Chordata, Actinopteri, Gobiiformes, Gobiidae. The record is from RefSeq and is a predicted model, not a curated record.